UUCACCAUCAAUGGUGGUUGUUUAUUCCAAAUUCUCUGCUGGAAAUUGGAAGAUCAGACGCACACACACUUUUUUUUUACCUGGACCCUGCAACCGAAUUGACCUGCCAGGUUUUUACAGUGCAGGCAGCUCAACAGCGCCACGUAGAUCGGUCAGUCAGUACCACGCGCGCCGCCGGCGACGACCAGCUUCUCCGCGGGGAUGGCGGCUCCGGCGGGGCACACGAGGCUGGCCUACUUCGAGGACAUGUGGGCCCUCCGCGCCCCCGCCACCGUCCUCUCCCUCCAUCAGGAGGAGGGCGGCCGGCGAGCGGUGGUGCUGGACGCCACCGUCUUCCACCCGCAGGGCGGCGGCCAGCCGGCCGACACGGGCGUCAUCGUCUCCGCGUCCGGCGGCGCCAGGUUCCUCGUCGAGGACGUGCGCGUCAAGGAUGGGGUGGUCUUCCACUAUGGUAGAUUUGAGGAUGCUGCUGCUGGAGAUGGAUGUGGAGCAGAGUUCACCAAAGGGCAGAGUGUUACCUUGGAAGUCGAUGCGGAACGGCGCAAACUCAACUCCAGGCUUCACUCUGCAGGUCAUUUACUGGACAGUUGUAUGACCAACCUUGGCCUUCAUCUGGAACCUGGGAAAGGAUAUCACUUUCCUGAUGGGCCUUCCGUUGAGUAUAAGGGAGUUGUUCCAGCAGAUCAGUUACAGGAUAAGAAAAUCCAGUUGGAAAAGGAGGCGAAUGAACUGAUUUUGAAAGGAAGCAAGGUUUUGGUCUCUGUUUUUCCUUAUGAGGAGGCGGCUAAGUUAUGUGGAGGUGCUCUGCCUAGCUACAUUUCACAAGACAGCACUCCCCGCAUUGUGAAAUUUGGUGACUAUCCUGGUUGUCCUUGUGGAGGCACUCAUGUAGCUGAUAUCGCAGACAUCGGCAACCUAAAGGUCACAAAUAUACGGGUCAAGAAAGGCGUGACUAAAGUCUCCUACAGCAUCAACCCGUAAUUUUUUCUGCGCAACUCUCGCACCCAGAAUUUGUCAGAGUAGAGGAAGGAUAAUUAUCUAGAGAAUCAGAAGGCUAGCAUCAUCGUUUUUCGUAAAUUUAGUUUUGUGCGACGACACUAAAUAUCUAGAGGACAAAAUAGAUGGUUACAUUAUACUAUUUGAAAAGGUACUAGUAGAUCUAUAAAUAUAUGGUGAUGUAUACUGUCUCCUCUUGUGCCGCGGUAGAUUGUCGGAAAGGCUGAUUUGCAGAUCAGAUGUUCACCUGCUCAGGCUAUCCUGCCCUCUCCUUAUCCGUUGAGAUAUAUAUGUCACAACUCUUGAUAUCUUUUGAAUGUGUGAAAUACUGUAUACCGUUAGGUAUUUGCUUUA
Aegilops tauschii subsp. strangulata is the source of this 1350-nucleotide messenger RNA. RefSeq lists its product as uncharacterized. Gene Ontology annotation, molecular function: alanine-tRNA ligase activity; ATP binding; nucleic acid binding. Lineage: Eukaryota; Viridiplantae; Streptophyta; Magnoliopsida; Poales; Poaceae. The record is from RefSeq and is a predicted model, not a curated record. Gene Ontology annotation, biological process: alanyl-tRNA aminoacylation.